ACUAAAAAGUAUUGCAACCAUGCCUGCCGUUAUGCCUGAAAAACCCUUUCAUGGAAUUCAUGGAUUAGGCAACACUACCAGUCCUCCACAUCCUAGAAGGUUGGAGGGAAAAGUUGCUAUAGUAACAGGCGGUGCACGAGGCAUAGGAGAAGCAACAGCUAGGCUUUUCGCAAGACACGGCGCCAAAGUAAUCGUUGCUGAUGUGGAGGAUUCUCUCGGUGCAGCCCUGGCCAAUUCCUUAGGCCCUUCAGUCACCUUCGUUCACUGCGACGUUAGCCUUGAAGAAGACAUCGAAAACCUAAUCCAGUCCACCGUCUGCCGCUACGGGCAACUCGACAUUAUGUUUAACAACGCCGGAAUCCUUGGAAACCAAUCCAAACACAAGAGCAUCGUCAACUUCGACGUUGACGAGUUCGACCGCGUGAUGCGCGUCAACGUAAGAGGCACCGCCUUGGGAAUCAAGCAUGCGGCGCGUGUAAUGAUUCCUGGGGGAGGAGGCUGCAUAAUCUCCACCGCGAGCGUCGCCGGGGUCACCGGAGGGCUAGGGCCACAUGCCUACACAGCUUCCAAGCAUGCCAUUGUUGGCUUGACGAAGAACGCUGCCUGUGAACUAGGCCGGUAUGGGAUCAGAGUGAACUGUGUUUCACCUUUCGGGGUUGCCACGACGAUGCUAGUGAACGCGUGGAGAAUGAGCGACGAGGACGGUGAGGAAGAAGAGAGUGUGAGGUUUGGGAUUCCUUGUGAGCAAGAGGUGGAGAAGAUGGAAGAGUUUGUGAGAGGGCUUGCUACUUUAAAAGGUCCGACUUUGAGGGCUAAGGACAUAGCCGAGGCAGCUCUCUAUCUUGCUAGUGAUGAAUCCAAGUAUGUAAGUGGUCAUAAUCUCGUUGUGGAUGGUGGAAUUACUACCUCCAGGAAUUGUGUUGGUUUGUAGUUGAUUUUAGCUUCUUUAGUUUCAACUUUUUCCCAUGUAUGGUGCUAAUCAAAUUGUACAUGCACAGAACACCUAGAGGCCGGCUUGCCAUUUGUAUUUGGGUUUGUAACGAGUAUUAGAGAU
Molecule: messenger RNA, 1054 nt
Organism: Argentina anserina (silverweed cinquefoil)
Lineage: Eukaryota; Viridiplantae; Streptophyta; Magnoliopsida; Rosales; Rosaceae
Product: short-chain dehydrogenase reductase 2a
Exons: 2
Coding region: 20-931 (303 amino acids)
Molecular function (GO): oxidoreductase activity, acting on the CH-OH group of donors, NAD or NADP as acceptor
Source: RefSeq, a predicted model, not a curated record